Lytechinus variegatus (green sea urchin) is the source of this 3626-nucleotide messenger RNA. Its product is annotated as serine/threonine-protein phosphatase 6 regulatory ankyrin repeat subunit B-like. Gene Ontology annotation, molecular function: protein binding. The record is from RefSeq and is a predicted model, not a curated record. Lineage: Eukaryota; Metazoa; Echinodermata; Echinoidea; Temnopleuroida; Toxopneustidae. The transcript is spliced from 2 exons. Bases 600 to 3626 code for a protein of 1008 amino acids.
AUUCAUGUGUUAUGAAUUUACAGAAUGAUUCUGUUAUUGCUUUCUGCUAAAUCUGCUUUUUCUAUUCUAUAAAAUCAGGUUCUUUUAACAGUGUAGGUUUAGUCUGAUGCAUGGUCCCAUACGACGUUAUGUGUAUACAGGUAUGGAUCAACCGCAUUACGGUCUUCAGAGUGCACUUUCAAGUUAAGAGGUGAUCUCCAAGCAGUUGGCAGUCUACAACAGAGUUCAAGCGCAUAUCCAAUCAGAUCACAAUAGAAAUACGUGUCUGCAACCAAAAUAACGUAUUUUCGGUUUACAGUAGAACGGUCGUCGGGCUCUGGUAGAUUACUAACUGGAGUCCGAUGCAUGCUGCCAUUAACUGGCCUGUACUGAUCAACACAAUCAAGGUCUUUGCAUUGCAAUUUAUUGAGGUAAUCAAUAAAAAGCAAUUGAAACUUGAUUGCAACAAGACUCAAAACAUAAAAUCAAUCAGAGCAGAAAAGAUACACAUUUCUGCAACCGAAAUAACUGAUAUGACGUUUACAUUAGACCCAAGGAAAUCCGGCUGUGUUCUAGAGAGCUUGGUGAAAUGUAGUAAGUGAAGUCAUGCAAUGGCAAGUAUGGAUCGUCAGAAUCAAGAUCUUCAGAGUGCAGUAUCGCGAAAUGAUCUUCAAGCGAUCAAAGGCCUAUUACAACAAGGUUCUGACGCAAACCAAUUAGAUAAAAAUGGAAACACUCCAUUACACAUGGCCGCACAACGUGGGAAGAAAGAUAUCGUGGAGUUUCUGAUUGAACACGGUGGUGAUGUAGAAAAGGAGAAUGAAGAUGGACAGACACCCUUACAUCUUGCUGCAUUAUAUGGAAACAUUGAAGCAACAAAAGUAAUACUUAGCCAUGGUGGAAAUGUGAACAAAGAGGAUUACACAGGCUACAGUGCAUUACUCAACAGCGUAAGGAAUGGUCACAAGGAUGUAGUGAGAUACUUCCUCAGUCAAGGCACCAGUGUGAAUAAGGUCAAUAGUGAAGGAUGGACUCCCUUGUAUAUCGCUGCCGGUUUUGGCAAGAUUGACAUGUUGAAAUACUUGAUCAGAGAAGGAGCCGAUGUACAUUGUACACAUGAAAACAAUUUAUUGCCAUUGGCAAACGCUUCAUCAUUUGGUCAUGGAAACAAUUAUUUGCCAUUAGAAAACGCUUCGUCGUUUGGUCAUGUAGAGGUAGUGAAGUAUCUUGUAAGUCGAGGAGCUGAAGUGAAUAAAGGAGAGGAUGAUGGUUGGACUGCAUUACACAGUGCUGCUCAAGAAGGUCAUCUGGAAACAUGUGAAUAUCUGAUCAGUCAAGGAGCUGAGGUGAAUAAAGGAAAGAAUGAUGGUGGGACUGCAUUACACAGUGCUGCUCAGAAUGGUCAUCUUGAUGUAACCAGAUAUUUGAUAAAUCAAGGAGCUGAGGUGAAUAGGGUUGAUAGUAAUAGUUUCAGUGCAUUGUGUGGUUCUGCUUUCAAUGGUCAUAUUGAGGUCGCAAAAUAUCUGAUUAGUCAGGGAGCUGAGGUGAAUAAGGGAGAUAAUGAGGGCACGACUCCUUUAUAUGUUGCUGCUCAAGAAGGUCAUCUGGAUACAUGUGAAUAUCUGAUCAGUCAAGGAGCUGAGGUGAAUAAGGGAGAUAAUGAGGGCACGACUCCUUUAUGUGUUGCUGCUCAAGAAGGUCAUCUGGAUACAUGUGAAUAUCUGAUCUGUCAAGGAGCUGAGGUGAAUAAGGGAGAUAAUGAGGGCACGACUCCUUUAUAUGUUGCUGCUCAAGAAGGACAUCUGAAAACAUGUGAAUAUCUGAUCAGUCAAGGAGCUGAGGUGAAUAAAGGAAGGAAUGAUGUGAAUAAAGGAAGGAAUGAUGGAUGGACUGCAUUGCACAUUGCUGCUGAGAAUGGUCACCUUGAUGUAACCAGAUAUUUGAUAAAUCAAGGAGCUGAGGUGAAUAGGGUUGAUGAUAAUGGUUACAGUGCAUUGCGUGAAUCUGCUUUCAAUGGUCAUGUUGAGGUCAUCAAAUAUUUGAUUAGUCAGGGAGCUGAGGUAAAUAAGGAAGAAAAUGAGGGCUGGACUCCAUUACAUCUUGCUGCUCACGAAGGCCAUCUGAAAACAUGUGAAUAUCUGAUCAGUCAAGGAGCUGAGGUGAAUAAAGGAAGGAAUGAUGGUGGGACUGCAUUACACAUUGCUGCUCAGAACGGUCACCUUGAUGUAACCAGAUAUUUGAUAAAUCAAGGAGCCGAGGUGAAUAGGGUUGAUAGUAAAGGUUACAGUACAUUGCAUGGUUCUGCUUUCAAUGGUCAUAUUGAAGUCACCAAAUAUCUGAUUAGUCAGGGAGCUGAGGUGAAUAAGGGAGAUAAUGAGGGUUGGACUCCAUUACAUCUUGCUGCUCAAGAAGGCCAUCUGAAAACAUGUGAAUAUCUGAUCAGUCAAGGAGCUGAGGUGAAUAAAGGAAAGAAUGAUGGUGGGACUGCAUUGCACAGUGCUGCUCAGAAGGGUCACCUUGAUGUAACCAGAUAUUUGAUAAAUCAAGGAGCCGAGGUGAAUAGGGUUGAUAGUAAUGGUUACAGUGCAUUGCGUACUUCUGCUUUCAAUGGUCAUAAUGAGGUCAUCAAAUAUUUGAUUAGUCUGGGAGCUGAGGUGAAUAAAGGAGGGGAUUAUGGUUUGAACCCUUUGCACUAUGCUGCUCAGGAGGGUCAUCUUGGUACCUGCAAUUAUCUGCUCAGUCAAGGAGCUGAGGUUAAAAACGGAGAUGAUAAUGGCUGGAAUCUGUUCAAUGCUGCUUCCGAUGGUUAUACAUCCAUUGUCAAAUAUCUCAUCAGUCAAGGAGCAGAGGUCAAUAAGGAAGAUUCGAAGGAUUGUACCCCGUUACAUUACGCUGCUAAAGCAGAUCAUCUUGGCACCUGCAAUUAUCUGCUCAGCCAAGGAGCUGGGGUAAAAAACGGAGAUAGUGACGGAUGGUCUCUGUUUAGUGCUUCUUCCUGCAGUCAUAUAUUCAUCGCCCAAUAUCUGAUCAGUCAAGGCGCCGAGGUUAAUAAGGGAGAUAGUGAUGGCCGCACUCCAAUACAGGUUGCUGCUCAAGAAGGUCAUCUUGAUAUGUGCGAUUAUCUGAUCAGUGAAGGAGCUGAGGUUCUCGAGGGGGAUGACGAUGGUUGGACCCUCUGUAAUGCUGCCCUUAACGGUCACCAAUUCAUUACCAAAUAUUUGAUCAAUCAAGGUGCAAAGGUGAAUGAUAGAUAUAGCAAUGAUCGAACUGCGUUACACAUUGCUGCUCAGAAUGACCAUCUUGAAGUCACCAAUUGUCUCAUAAGGCAUGAGGCAGAUGUCAAUACGACCGAUAACCAGGGCAGGACCCCCUUGCAUGUUGCUGUUGAAGGCGGCCAUUUUGAAACAUGCGAGUAUCUGAUUGUUCAAGGAGCUGAGGUUAAUUAUGCUGAUAAUAAGGGCUGCACAGCUUUACAUCUUGCUGUUGAAAAUGGCAAUCUCGAUAUCACCAUGCAUUUGCUUCGUCAAGGAGCUAAGGUUAACAAAGACAAUAACCAGGGUGAUACACCAUUACACAGUGCCGUUAAACAAGGUUUCUUCGAGCUUGUUCAAGUUCUACUUUCAGGGGGAGCAUAUUGUUUUUUUUGA